Pyrus x bretschneideri (Chinese white pear) is the source of this 498-nucleotide messenger RNA. Its product is annotated as cytochrome b-c1 complex subunit 9, mitochondrial. NCBI's taxonomy places the organism in Eukaryota, Viridiplantae, Streptophyta, Magnoliopsida, Rosales, Rosaceae. The transcript is spliced from 3 exons. Gene Ontology annotation, biological process: mitochondrial electron transport, ubiquinol to cytochrome c. The record is from RefSeq and is a predicted model, not a curated record. The coding region runs from base 48 to 266 and encodes 72 amino acids.
CGCAGCUCGGAUCAGAAGCAACCGGAAACAGAUUCGCGCAGAUCGCCAUGGAUUCAGCGGCCCGAAGGAGCGGCGGCGGCCUCUUCGAAGGCCUAUACAGGGUCAUCAUGCGCCGCAACUCCGUCUACGUCACCUUCGUCAUCGCCGGCGCCUUCCUCGGCGAGCGGGCUGUAGAUUAUGGAGUUCAUAAGCUGUGGGAGUACAAUAAUGUUGGGAAACGAUAUGAAGAUAUUUCAGUUCUGGGGACAAGGCAAUCGGAAGAAUGAGAUUACCAACGCUUCUCUUCGACAAUUCUAAAGUUUUCAUACUCUUGGAAAGUUGGACCGUGCAAAUUAUGCUUUAGGUAGGACUUCUCAUUUUUGUAAUAAAGUAUGGGCGGAUUCAGCUUAUCUAUCAACCUUCUUCCAUUCAACGAAAGUGUUUUUGAAGUGUCGAAUCAGUUGUGCACGGCCACAUUGACUUGAUUCUGCCAAUGAUUAUUGUUUAUUUCUGAGAUUA